Messenger RNA from Eucalyptus grandis, 883 nucleotides. RefSeq names its product mitochondrial import inner membrane translocase subunit TIM23-1. Bases 71 to 634 code for a protein of 187 amino acids. The record is from RefSeq and is a predicted model, not a curated record. Gene Ontology annotation, biological process: protein import into mitochondrial matrix. Gene Ontology annotation, molecular function: transmembrane protein transporter activity. NCBI's taxonomy places the organism in Eukaryota, Viridiplantae, Streptophyta, Magnoliopsida, Myrtales, Myrtaceae. The transcript is spliced from 2 exons. Gene Ontology annotation, cellular component: mitochondrial inner membrane; TIM23 mitochondrial import inner membrane translocase complex.
CUCUCUCUCUCUCUCUAACCCUAGCCCCCCCCCCUCUCUCUCUCUCUCUCUACAGGUUGUUCCGUUCGCCAUGUCGACCUUCGGUCCGAGCUCCGGCGAGCCGGAGGAGGGCCGGAAGACCCGUCCCUACAACCCGUACCAGGACCUCCACGUCCCGAUCAAGAACCUCUACGACCUCCCCACCUCCCCGGAGUACCUCUUCCACGAGGAGGCCCUCAAACCCCACCGCUCCUGGGGCGAGAACCUCCAGUACUACACCGGCUCCGGCUACCUCGCCGGCGCCCUCGCCGGCGGCGCCCGGGGCACCCUCGACGGGCUCAGGUCCGCCGAGCCCGGCGACUCCCUCAAGCUCCGCGUCAACCGCGUCCUCAACUCCGGGGGCCAGGCCGGCCGGCGGCUCGGGAACUCGCUCGGGAUCGUCGGGCUGAUCUUCGCCGGCCUGGAGAGCGGGCUGGUCCACUGGAGGGGGACCGACGACUUGUUGAACAGCGUCGCCGCCGGGUUGGGCACGGGUGCACUUUAUAAGGCGGCAGCAGGGCCAAGAUCAGCAGCAAUUGCGGGGGCGAUCGGAGGGAUUGCAGCAGCAGCAGCAGUCGCUGGGAAGCAGGCAGUGAAAAGAUAUGUGCCAAUAUGAGACGUGAGGAAUUUGGCGAAUUGUGUCCAAAUUAUGUUUUUCCGGUUGGAUUUGCAACAGUUAAAUUCAUAAAAUCGCUGGUUACAUGGUGUAUGUAUCCAAUCUGCUGACUUGACCAUUCAUUGAUGGUGCUCACUAAUCAAUGGAAAUUUUGGUAACUUGAUUGUGACUUUGAAUUGUAUACUUGUUCAGUUGUCUUGAAUAAAUAAAAAUUGAAGUAAGCAUCCCAGAUGCAUAUUCUUUUGGUCU